GCGCCCCUGUACCGAGCCUCCUCAUGCUGCUGCCAGGCCCGUAGAUUCUGCCAUGGGCCCCUUUCCGUAACCGAUCACCUCAUGCUGCUUGCCAGGCCCCGUAAUCUGUCAUGGGCCCCUGUACCGCCUCCUCAUGCUGCUGCCAGGUCCAGAGUGGGUGUCAUCGGGGUCCCUGUACGGCCUCUUCCCAUUGCUGCUGUCUCCAUCGCCACACUCUGCCAUGUGGCCACUUUCAGGUCGUUCCUCACACUGCUGUGUUGGGUUCCAAUUUUUGUCAUAGGGUGCUGUAUGGCCCUCCCCAUUGCUGCUGCCUCCACGGCCACACUGUGGCUCCCACACUCUGGUUUGGCCCCGUCCCCCGCCCCGUGACCUCUGCCCAAAUGAGUGAAUUGGUGCGGUGAUUCUAGAUCGACAGCACUCAUCUGCAUGUCAUACUGACUGUCAGUAUUAUUUCUCUUCCCCAGCAGACUCCAAGGGCAUUUAAAUUAAAGGUGUACAGUGUUCUGCACAUAAUAUAA
This is a messenger RNA of Staurois parvus, 518 nucleotides long. NCBI's taxonomy places the organism in Eukaryota, Metazoa, Chordata, Amphibia, Anura, Ranidae. The record is from the annotation of a GenBank genome assembly.